AUGGGACGCAAGAAGAUCAAGAUCCAGCCCAUUGAGGGCGAGCGCAACCGUUCUGCCACCUAUCUGAAGCGCAAGUUUGGUCUGUUCAAGAAGGCGUAUGAGCUUGCGGUGCUCACCGACUCGGAAAUCGCCGUGAUGGUCUUUGGCCGGAAUGGAAAGCUAGCCGAGUUUUGCUCCGGAGACAUUGACGAGUUCCUGCUGCGCUAUACGGAGUACAAUGGGACUGUGGAAAAGCGUGGACCCGAGCACUUUUCGCACGACAGCGAUGAAAAGAGCGACGAGAACGACGAGCGUCUUCAGGCCCCGGCAGAACCGUCCUUCAAAAGGGAGCGCACGCACAGCGCUGUGCACGCGAGCUCGCGCGCGCGUCUAGACAGUCGGAGACACAAUCCCGAGGGCCAACCCGCAAGUGACAAUGUGUCUCCACGCGGCCACGGACUCGCGCCGCCGGCAGUGGUGACGGAUUCGCGUGGCGCACCCCCCGACAUGUACCAGGGCUUGGGCAAGCGCCGUGCCUUUUCGCACACGCUUGGCAUGCCUGCCUACUUCCCUGCGGAACGUGACACGAGCGGGGUGCGGAUGAAUGACUGGGGCGCGCCACGCGCCGAGUCUGCCGCCACGCUGAUGCCCGUACCCGAACCGGCGUCUGCGCGGCGUUGGAGCAGUGGGCUGGAACUUGAUCUUCCUGCACAAAGCAGCGUGCCCCAGCAUGCGGUGCCUAGGCGGCUCUCUGACACAUUCGCCAAUGUGCAAGCCGGGGAGAUGCACGGCGUGCCCAUGCCGGAUGCCUCGUCGCGCAUGCUGCAUGCGCACGGGAUCCAUCCCUCGGCGCCACCCCCCGGGCAUGGCGUGCCAGAGCCUGCGCCACCGAGCCUGUCUCUUCCGUUGCCGAAUCCCGCGUCCUCCUUUCCUGUUCCAAUGAAUGCCAACUUCCUCGCGCCCGCUCAUUCGCCGACGACGCCGACGACGCCUACAAAUACUCAGCCGCCCAUGAUGGGUAUUCCCCAGCCAAUUCCCUCGCCGCAUGACACCCGCAUUGAUGGGGGCGUGCUCGCUUCACCGCUCACCCCCGUCCAUCCUGCUUUCCCUGGUGCGAUGCCACAAACGGCGAACAGCCCGUACCAGUACGAUAUGAAAGUACACCAAGGCGUCUCGCCUGCACCUAUGGGCGCCAUGCCGUCCGACGUAAAACGUUUUGUUCCUACGCAGGGACCCGAGAUUUUUUUUUCGACACCGGACCGCGCGUCAUCCCCGAACCGCGCGCCCCGCCCGGGCCAAGAGGGUGCACAAGAGCCGAGUCCAACCACUAAUAUGAUGCUGCCGCAAGAGCAACGCCCAAACUCGCCGACGGCGAACCCUAUCUCACGCUCGAUGUUUGUCUCUCAGUAA
Molecule: messenger RNA, 1389 nt
Organism: Malassezia japonica
Lineage: Eukaryota; Fungi; Basidiomycota; Malasseziomycetes; Malasseziales; Malasseziaceae
Exons: 1
Coding region: 1-1389 (462 amino acids)
Biological process (GO): regulation of transcription by RNA polymerase II
Molecular function (GO): RNA polymerase II cis-regulatory region sequence-specific DNA binding; DNA-binding transcription factor activity, RNA polymerase II-specific; protein dimerization activity
Source: RefSeq, a predicted model, not a curated record